AUGGAUUGCUCUAAAUCAAUAGAAGAGGAUAUCAUUAGCUCUUCAAGCAGGGAUAGCAGUAUUGAUUAUGAAGAAUAAAAUAAUGUGGAGGCUUCUUUUGAUUAUAAUAAUGUUUAUGAAGAGGAUUAUUCUGAUGAUGAUUAGGAUUAUGAAGAGGAAGAAGAGGAAGAAGUAUUAUAAUCGCCUUUUUAAGAAAAAAAUGUAGAACAAAAGAUAAAUAAAAAUUUUCAAAAUACUCAAAGAAGCGAAUUGACUUAAAAUAUUAAAACAGUUCUUUAAGAAGCUACAAAUAAUGAAAGCAAAUUAGCAGAUGAAAAAAAGAAUUUGAUCAACUCUAUAAACAAAUUAAAAAAGCAGAAUGAUUAUACUACUCUUGAUGUUUUAUAACAAUAAAACUAGAAAAAAGGAGUUAAAGAUAAUUUGAAUAGGGAAUAAUAAGAUUAAGAUAGAUUAUAAACAAAUGAAAAUGAGUGUUCAUCAUAAAAUUAAAAUAUUAAAAGCCUGGCUUAAUUAAAUAAUAGUAUAAUCAUGUCUAUUCCUAAAAGCUCAUCUACUUAAUUGGAUCUAUAAAGCACAAAAGUCAGCAAUAGUGAUUUAUUAUAAAAGUGCUCACAGAACUCAAUAAAAAAUAUUGUUUCUACUAAUUCUUCAAAAAAAAAAAAUAUUAUAACAUUCGAACUAAACAAAAACGAAAGCAAAUUAACCUUGGAUCUUUUAAAAAAAAAACAAGUUAAAUCUUAAAUAGGAGAAUAUCUAAAUAUAAAACAAGGAGAAUCCUUUAGAGUAUUACAAAGUCCGAGAGAUGGUAAAAACCUCCCAAAUAUUGAUAAAAUAAAAGCAAAAUUUAAUAAAUUAAAAUAAAAACCUCCAAAAAUAACAAGUAGAAGCUGGAUAAUCCUAAAUGGUAAAAAUAAAAAGUUGGUAGCAGGUUAGAAUGAAAAUUAGGUUAGGGAGAUAGCUUCUUUAACUAAAAUGAUGACUUGUUAUAUAGUAGUGCAUUAUAUAAGAAAGCUGAAUUUGAUUCCAGAAAAAACAUAUUUCAAAGUUUCAGCUCAUGCUGCAAAUUAACCAGGUACCACUGCAGGAUUAACUGAAGGAGAUGUAGUAAGCAUAAUGGAUCUUCUCUAUGGGAUGAUGCUUCCAAGUGGUAAUGAUGCUGCUUUUGUAUUAGCUGAAAAUUUUGGAGUUUAUUUAUAUAUGCAAACUGAUAAAUUUAAAGAGAAAUAUGGAAAUGCUUAAACAAACAAAAAAUUAAAAGUCAAGAAUCCAAUUACUUAUUUUAUCAAAGAAAUGAAUGAUUUUGCAGAAAAAUUAAAUAUGCAAGACACAUAUUUUACUAACCCUCAUGGUUUAAUGCAUAAAAAGAACAAAUCUACUUCUUAUGAUGUUGGUCUGCUUUCCUAUUAUCUUAUACAUGAUCCUUUGAUAAAGUAGAUAAUGGCAUAAUAAACCUAUAAUGCAAAUAUAAUGACCGAAACACUUUAACUUAAAAAUCCACCUACAAUAUGGAAAAAUACAAAUAAAAUGCUCAAAAAAACAGGAUUUUUGGGGCUAAAAACAGGAAUUACACCUAGUGCUGGUCCAUGCUUAGCAAGUUGGUAUAAUCAUGAAAAUAUAAAUUUAAUAAUUAUCUUGUUAGGAGCAAAGAGUCUAGAAGAAAGAUGGGUUGAAACUGUCCAGUUGUUAGAAUGGGCAAAAAAGUAAAUGUAAUAAAAAAAAAAGGAAAAAAAUGUAAAUUCAUGA
This is a messenger RNA of Tetrahymena thermophila SB210, 1743 nucleotides long. RefSeq names its product D-alanyl-D-alanine carboxypeptidase family protein. Gene Ontology annotation, molecular function: serine-type D-Ala-D-Ala carboxypeptidase activity. NCBI's taxonomy places the organism in Eukaryota, Ciliophora, Oligohymenophorea, Hymenostomatida, Tetrahymenidae. The record is from RefSeq and is a predicted model, not a curated record. Gene Ontology annotation, biological process: proteolysis. The transcript is spliced from 6 exons.